CCGUCCAAUCACAACUUCUGUCAAGAUGCAACUCUCUUCUCUCAUCGUCAGCAUGUGCCUGUCAGGCAUGGCCAACGCAGUCAACUUCGCCGACUACAAACCUCAAGCCGGCGUAGAGGGCGCAUUCAAAGACUUCCUGCAAGCACUCUACAGCGCAGCCGAAGACCCCAAAGCCACGAAGGGCUUCACCGACUUCUUCGUCCCCACCACCGGCCAGCUCUUCGUCAAAUCCCUCCACGGCGCCGGCGCCAGCAAAAUUCUCGGCAUCAAGCAGAUGCUUAUGCCCACGGACGGCCACAAACACUGGAACCACUACCCGGGCGUCGCGAAGGUCGGGUCCGAGACGGAUACCAGUAAGAUCUACAAUGUCGUAGGCCAGAUCGACACCCGUUAUGACGGUGGUAAUUGCAGUUCUGCUCACUUCGAGACCAAUUUCGAGGUGUUGAAGGAUGCGAGCGGAGAUGUUCGUCUCGCGCCUGGAAGCGGAUCGCUGGCGCUGUACGAUGACUAUGUCGUUGAGCCGGAGUACACUCCGACCGAAUAUCCAUGCCAUGCUUAGCGGGACGAUGGUCUGAAUGGCGCUUGGAGAGCUGAGCCCUGAGGGUUGUCAGUCGAGAAGUGUACUUUGAUAGAUGAGAAGUGCGAUAUGAGCGAAUCGCAUUUGUCGUUCGCUGUGUCCGG
This is a messenger RNA of Zymoseptoria tritici IPO323, 681 nucleotides long. RefSeq lists its product as uncharacterized. Bases 26 to 559 code for a protein of 177 amino acids. The transcript is spliced from 3 exons. The record is from RefSeq and is a predicted model, not a curated record. Lineage: Eukaryota; Fungi; Ascomycota; Dothideomycetes; Mycosphaerellales; Mycosphaerellaceae.